AUGAGCACGAAAAGGAAUGAUUUGAGUUUAUCUAAAAAAAUAGAAGUCUUGGAAGAAAUAAAUUUUAAAAAAUCCCAAUCUGAAAUUGCGAAUAAAUUUGGAAUUUCUCAAACUCAAGUUUCGAGGAUAAAAAAAAAUGGUGAAAGCAUUCGAAAGGAAUAUGCGAGUAAUGGAAGCCUCAGUAGAAAAAGAAAGAGAAAAUCGAAUUUUGAUGACGUAGAUCAAGCUAUGUUGGACUGGUUUCAAGCGAAAAGAGCUAAAGGUGCAUUGAUCAACGGAGCAAUGAUCCAACAGAAAGCAAUGGAAAUUUCAAAAAAUUUUGAAAACUGUGAAAAGUUUAUUGCUUCAAACGGUUGGCUUUACAGAUGGCAGCAGCGGAAUAAUUUAAGUUUCAAGAUCGGACAUGGAGAAUCUGGCUCUACAGAUGAUUCUACAUGUGAAAUUUGGCGAGAAAAGACAUUAGUGCCUUUGCUUCAGGAAUAUGGUGCGGAGAAUAUUUUCAAUUGCGAUGAAACGGCCCUUUUUUACCGCGCAAUGCCAUCAGGAACAUUGGCUAAAAGAGGAGAAAAAGUCCCAGGUUAUAAGAAAAAUAAAGACAGAGUGACUUUAUUAUUUUGUGCCAAUCAAGCGGAGACAGAAAAGCUUGAGCCCUUAAUGAUUGGAAAAAGCAAGCAGCCGAGGUGCUUAAAAGGGAUACAGAAGUGCCCGAUUCCGUAUAUGCAUUCUCGAAAUGCGUGGAUGACGAGGAACAUUUUUAGAAAAUGGUUGGUCGACUUAGAUUUGGAUUUUAAACGGCGAAAUAAAAAAGUAGUCUUAUUUCUUGACAAUGUUUCUAGUCAUAAAAUAGACUCACUACGCCUGACCAAUAUCAUUUUACAAUUUCUUCCCGCGAAUGCAACUUGCAAAAUUCAACCUCUUGAUCAGGGAAUUAUCCGUUCCUUUAAAGCCCGCUAUCGAAAGCAAGUGAUUCAAGAGGUCUUGCGCUUCUUGGAAGAAGCUACACCAGAAGAAUCAUUGCUGUCAGUUUAUAAAAAAAUAAACCUCUUGACGGCAAUGCACUUCGUGAAACGUGUGUGGGAUAGUGUCCCAAUGGAAGUGGUUAAGAACUGCUUCAAAAAAGCCCAAUUUUUCCCACCCGAGGAAAUUAGAGAUGAUGAAACAGUCCAGUCAUCUACGACUUAG
This is a messenger RNA of Parasteatoda tepidariorum (common house spider), 1182 nucleotides long. The record is from RefSeq and is a predicted model, not a curated record. NCBI's taxonomy places the organism in Eukaryota, Metazoa, Arthropoda, Arachnida, Araneae, Theridiidae.